AUGACUCGCUUUUUCACCGAUCUGAGGCUACAGAUCUCAGUGGGCGCCUUCCUGCUCAGCUCUCUGUUGCUCACGCUCUCUUAUGACACCACCUUUGCUUUCGACCAUCCUAUCCAUUCGAUUGUUCUAUCAUGCUUCAUCACAGGUUUAAGUCUUGUCGCCUUCUCCUGCCUUCUCAACCGUGCGCCGAAGCCCGAUGGCGACUCGCAGCAGAAAUAUACCCUUUUGUCCCUCUCAGACCGUUCUGAAACUGCGAUAAGCGAACCCCCUCCGGCUCGAUUUGGAACAAAUCGCGCAAAGACGAGGAAUGUAAAGCGAGUCAAGCUCGCCGUGCUGUACUUGAUAUGUUGCAUCAGGGUGGGGAUAUAUCGCGAAUUGACCAUCAAAGUGGAAUGCGCCCCAAAGGGCUAUGCGUAUGCGAUUCCUCUCCUCGUCUCACUGUAUGAGUGUUGGUACAACAGUCAAAGCUGCCAGCCGGUCAAUCAUGACGACGACCAAGAUGGGGCCGAGCCCUCGGAUAGUGAGCAUGGCGCGGCUCGACUUUACGAGAGAAUCGGCUAUUUUGUGCUCCAGGGCCGGCUGCGCUUCGUAAUUGCGGCAGGUCUUCUGUCAUUCAGCGGUUUCUUGGCCUCCUCCUUUUACAAUGGCUCUCAGUCCACCUUCAUUUGCCCAACCUUUUCGAGUCAAGCAGCACACCUGAGAACGCUCAAAGUACUCGCUACUAUUCUCGACACUGUGAUACUAAUUGGCGCCGCUGAGUUAUCACGGACUGCUACCCGGUCCCCAGACGCAAGCAGAAAACAGACUAUGACUCGAUGGGGCCACGGUUGUCUUGUAGUUGCCAUGGCUUGGGGAGUAAUCGGACUCAUCCUCCGCAAUCAUUCGCUCUAUGGACAGGGAUUCUUCGUCAACGAUACUUCUUACUAUCGCAGUGCUGUUGGGCAGGCAGUCCUAUUAUCGAUACUUGUUGUAUCCGCCUCCCAACUAAUGCCACAUUUUGGUCUAGUUGGGAUGGUGAUACUGGCUGGUUUCAUUGGAAUCUUCUUUCCAGCCUUGUUGACUAUAAUCAACAACCAGCAGCCUUUUCCAUUCAUAUCGCCCACCAGCACAGCCCUCUCAUUUGUUGCUGCUACACUCGGGCUGUUUUUAUAUCUGACGGCCAGAGAGGUUUUUGAAGAAGAGCCAGAAUCUUUAUUAAUGGUCAAUAAGCUGAUCCGAUGCUCAUUGGGGCUGCUUCUAUUUGUCGGACUAGUAUUUGCUAUACAACAUCCCAGCGUAGCCUACCUGCAUUCCAUUGAUCUGCUCAUCUACGAAGGCAGGCUUCGACACGAUCUGUGGCUCUCUCAAGCCAGAGGUAGCACCAACCUUGAAGAAGCUGUUUUGGAGUACCGGCGGCGAUACAAUCAACACCCUCCCCCAGGAUUCGACAAAUGGUACGACUAUGCCACAUCCCGGUCUUCUGUCGUGAUUGACGACUUUGAUCAAAUCUAUCGCGACAUUCUUCCAUUCCGAGCUCUCAGCCCGGCACGAUUGAGGGAACUCACCCACCAGCUUGUCACAAAUCCGCUCAACAGCAUUGGUGCAAUCAGCAUCCGAGAUGGGAAACCUCGGGUCCAGGAAGGCAUUAUGCCGACACAUAAGUGGAUGGUGUCGGGGGCAGCAGAGAUGAUUGAGAAGUUCUCAGAACACCUUCCGGAUAUGGACCUGGCAUUCAACCUAGAUGAUGAGCCGCGAAUCGCUGUUCCGUGGGAGACGAUCUCAAAAUUAAGAAACGACGGAAUCCCCCGUGGCGAUCUUCCUCCGGAUGAGAGUCUACUGAACGGAUGGCCCGCAGGCAGAGGGGAAGGUUGGGCUCCAAUUGAACCAGCUAACCAGACCACCGAUACCGUAUUUAUAGACGACAGGUUCAAUGGCGCAUAUGACCGCUACGUGAGUGCGGUCUGUCCUCCUUCAUCCAAGGCUCGCUCCCAGCGAUUCUGGGAUCGUCAUCAACUAUGCUUGGAUUGUUUGCAUCCCCAUUCCAUGGGCCAGUUUCCUACUGAAUGGCAUCUGGCGCUUGAUACAUGCCACCAACCGGACCUGGUGACGCUUCAUGGCUUCAUGCUCUCACCAACCACACUGAAGGUGAGCCAGGAGUUGGUUCCUCUCUUCAGUCAGAGCAGUAUAUCUGGGUUCAGUGACAUUGUGUACCCAAGUCCAUGGAACUACAUCGACAAAAUCCAGUACGCGCCUUCAGAAGAAUACCCGGAGUUGGACUACGGCGCCAAACAGAACAGUCUUUUCUGGAUUGGCACCACCACCGAGGGUCUCAGUUCUCAAGGGCAGUGGAAGGGGAUGGCGCGUCAGCGCUUCGUCCACCACGUGAACAACAAUUCGCUGAACGCCGUCUCUGUGCUCCUUCGCUCGAAUAAUCGGUCAGACACGUAUUCCUACCAGAUAAUGGAUGGCUUGGCUCCGGUCGACCAGCUAGGACUCACCACCUCUGUUCACUUGGUAGACCUGGUGCGGUGUCACGACUGCGAAAGUGAAGAAAAACAGUUUAGCCUCGCACCACCGGUUGACUUCCAGCAGCAUUGGAAUCACCGCUAUUUGUUCGACAUGGAUGGAGCAGGUUUCAGCGGACGGUUUCUCCCCUUCCUGCAAAGUAACAGCCUUCCCUUCAGGACUGGCGUCUUCCGCCAAUGGCUGGAUUCUCGGGUCACUGCCUGGCUUCAUUUUGUCCCUAUCGAUCUCCGCUUCCAUGGCUUGUGGAGCACACUGGCCUAUUUUGCCGGCACGAACAUCACCAAGGCCGGUAAACCCCUAGUGCUGAUGGAACCGCACGAUCUCCAGGGAAAAUGGAUUGCUGAUCAAGGCCGGGAAUGGGCCGAGGCUACCUUGCGCAAAGAGGACAUGGAGAUCUAUUUCUUCCGUCUGCUUCUUGAAUGGGCUCGCCUGACCGAUGACCGGCGUGACAUCCUUGGAUUCAAACUGGAAUGA
Molecule: messenger RNA, 2979 nt
Organism: Penicilliopsis zonata CBS 506.65
Lineage: Eukaryota; Fungi; Ascomycota; Eurotiomycetes; Eurotiales; Aspergillaceae
Exons: 7
Coding region: 1-2979 (992 amino acids)
Source: RefSeq, a predicted model, not a curated record